CAGAUUGUUUUAGAAGACCAGACAAAACUAUGCUAAGGAGGAGGMAAUGAUGGUGGCACUAGUGAACCAAAGCAGUUUCUGGCAUUGUGAAUGAAACAUGCUGUUAAGUGGGUAUUGCCAAAUUACUUAACUGCGCAUCAGAUAGAAGCUAUUGACAAUGAAGGUUGACAGAAGCAAGUUAAAGAAAACCCCCACUGAAGCUCCUGCGGACUGCAGGACGCUCAUAGAGAAGCUUAAGGGAUGCCGCGACGAGCAACUGCUGUUGGAGCUGCAGCACAUCAAGACCUGGAAUAUUGGCAAGUGUGAGCUGUACCACUGGGUGGACCUGCUGGACCGUUUCGAUGGGAUCCUGUGUGACGCGGGCCAGACGGUGGAGAACAUGUCCUGGCUGCUGGUGUGUGACCGGCCGGACAACGGGCAGCUCAAAGCCCUGCUGCUGGCCGUGCUCAACUUCACCGCCCUGCUCAUCGAGUACAGCUUCUCCAGGCACCUUUACAGCUCUAUAGAGCACUUGACCACCCUGUUAGCGUCAUGUGACAUGCAGGUGGUGCUGUCUGUGCUGAACCUCCUGUACGUGUUCAGUAAACGCUCCAACUACAUCACCAGACUGGGCUCUGACAAGAGGACCCCUCUGCUGGCACGCCUCCAACAUCUGGCUGAGAGUUGGGGAGGGAAGGAGAAUGGCUUCGGUCUGGCCGAGUGCUGCAGGGACCUGCCUAUGACGAAGUACCCUCCCAGUGCCACCACACUGCACUUUGAGUUCUAUGCUGAACCUGGCCCUGAGGUCAAAGUGGAGAGGAAGACCAGCAGUAACACAUUACACUACAUUCACAUCGAACAGCUCGACAAGAUCUCUGAGAGUCCCAGUGAGAUCAUGGAGUCACUUACGGUGAUGUAUAACAUCCCUAAAGACAAGCAGACCCUGCUGUUCACACACAUCAGACUGGCCCAYGGCUUCUCCAACCACAAGAAGAGACUACAGGCCGUGCAGGCCAGGCUCCACGCCAUCUCUAUACUGGUGUACUCCAAUGCACUCCAGGAGUCGGCCAACAGUAUUCUCUAYAACGGCUUGAUAGAGGAGCUGGUAGAUGUGCUACAGAUUACAGACAAACAGCUUGUGGACAUAAAGGCAGCGUCUUUACGCACCUUAACAUCCAUAGUGCACCUGGAAAGGACGCCCAAGCUGUCCAACAUCAUCGACUGCACCGGCACAGCCUCCUACCACGGCUUCCUGCCUGUGCUGGUGCGCAACUGCAUACAGGCCAUGAUCGACCCUCUAAUGGAGCCGUACCCGCACCAGUUUGCCACUGCUUUGUUCUCCUUCCUCUACCACCUGGCCAGCUACGACGCUGGGGGRGAGGCCCUGGUCUCCUGUGGGAUGAUGGAAGCCCUUCUCAAGGUGAUCAAGUUCCUGGGGGACGAGCAGGACCAGAUCACGUUUGUCACGCGUGCAGUUCGAGUGGUGGACCUCAUCACCAACCUGGACAUGGCAGCCUUCCAGUCACAUACCGGCCUUACCAUCUUCAUCAGCAGGCUGGAGCAUGAGGUGGACCUGUCUAGAAAAGAGUGUCCYUUUGUCAUCAAGCCAAAGAUCCAGAGACCCAACUCUACCGUGGAAUCUGAGGACAUGGACACGGACGUGGAUGGCCAGUCAGAAAGCUUGUCAGAAGAGAGGAUGGAGAGCAGCCCUGGUCCCUCAACGUCCUCUGGCUCCAGACCUGAGACAGACCACCGAGCGCAGAGCAGCACUGCCAGCACGCCCCGCACAGGCCUGCAGUGUAUUCCCCAGAGAGCAGCUCUGCUGAAGUCAAUGCUAAACUUCUUGAAGAAAGCCAUCCAGGACCCUGCCUUCUCUGAUGGCAUCCGUCACGUCAUGGACGGGUCUUUGCCUACCUCACUCAAGCACAUCAUCAGUAAUGCAGAGUACUAUGGACCUUCUCUUUUCCUACUGGCGACGGAGGUGGUAACAGUGUUUGUGUUCCAGGAGCCGUCUCUGCUCUCCUCCCUGCAGGAUAACGGCUUGACUGAUGUCAUGCUGCAUGCCCUGCUAAUCAAAGACGUCCCGGCCACCCGGGAGGUGCUUGGUUCUCUCCCUAACGUGUUCAGUGCCUUGUGCCUGAAUGCGCGAGGCCUGCACUCCUUCGUCCAAUGCCAGCCCUUUGAACGCCUCUUCAAGGUGCUGUUGUCACCUGACUACCUGCCUGCCAUGAGACGACGCCGCAGCUCUGACCCUCUGGGAGAUACAGCAUCCAACCUGGGCAGUGCUGUGGAUGAACUGAUGAGACACCAACCCACUCUGAAGACUGACGCCACUACUGCCAUCAUCAAGUUACUGGAGGAGAUAUGUAACCUGGGCCGAGCCCCGGAGUACAUCUGUCAGAAGCCCUCUAUCCAGAAGACUGAUGGCACCGUCACCGCGCCCCCCGCCCGCUCCUCCCACGCUGCAGAAGAGGCUUCCAGCGAAGAUGAGGAGGAAGAGGAGGCGCUCCAUACCUUCACCCAGCAGCAGGGGGAACCAGAGAGCAACAGACAGGUUGUUGGCACUGAAGAGAGGAUACCGAUUCCUCUGAUGGAUUACAUUCUGAAUGUGAUGAAGUUUGUGGAGUCGAUCCUUAGUAACAACACGACAGACGACCACUGUCAGGAGUUUGUCAACCAGAAGGGUCUCCUGCCCCUGGUCUCCAUCCUGGGUCUGCCCAACCUGCCCAUCGACUUCCCCACCUCAGCUGCUUGCCAGGCUGUAGCCGGGGUCUGCAAGUCCAUACUGACGCUGUCCCAUGAGCCCAAAGUGCUCCAAGAGGGGCUGUGUCAGCUGGACAGCAUCCUGUCGGCCCUCGAGCCGCUCCACCGCCCCAUCGAGGUCCCCGGAGGUUCCGUGCUGCUCCGAGAGCUCGCUACCGCCGGUCACGUGACCGACGCAACGCUGUCGGCCCGCGCCACGCCACUGCUGCACGCGCUCACCGCCGCACACGCUUAUAUCCUGAUGUUCGUGCACACCUGCAGGGUAGGGCAGAGUGAGAUCAGGGCCAUCAGUGUGAACCAGUGGGGCUCCCAGCUGGGUCUGAGUGUUCUCAACAAGCUGAGUCAGCUCUACUGCUCUCUGGUCUGGGAGAGCACUGUGCUGCUGUCACUCUGCACACCCAACAGUCUCCCCCCAGGCUGUGAGUUUGGCCAGGCUGACAUGCAGAAGCUUGUUCCCAAAGAGGACAAGCCAUCUGGCAGCACCACAGCCACCGCUUCUACCUCUGGAUCCAGGAGAACUGCUGAGUCUGAGGCUGUUGCUGUGGACCCCUCUGCCACGUGUCUCCUAGAGGGGAUGGGGUUGGACGGGGACACGCUAGCCCCCAUGGAGACUGACGAGCCCACCGCCGGCACAUCUGACCCCAAGACCAAGUCCAAACUGACCCCCGCCAUGGCCACUCGCAUCAAGCAGAUCAAACCCCUGCUCUCUGCGUCGUCUCGUCUGGGCCGGGCUCUGGCCGAGCUCUUUGGUCUUCUGGUGAAGCUGUGUGUGGGUUCUCCAGUCCGACAGCGCCGCUCUCACCACGCCACCAGCACCGGCACAGCCCCCACCCCCGCCGCCCGGGCCACCGCCUCCUCCCUCACCAAGCUGCUUACCAAGGGCCUCAGCUGGCAGCCCCCGCCGUACACCCCUACCCCUCGUUUCAGGCUGACGUUCUUCAUCUGCUCGGUGGGCUUCACGUCCCCCAUGCUGUUCGACGAGAGGAAGUACCCCUACCACCUCAUGCUGCAGAAGUUCUUCUGCUCCGGAGGACACAACGCACUCUUUGAGACAUUUAACUGGGCCCUGUCUAUGGGUGGUAAGGUGCCUGUCUCUGAGGGUCUGGAGCAUGCAGAGCUGCCAGACGGGACAGGGGAGUUCUUGGAUGCCUGGCUGAUGCUGGUGGAGAAGAUGGUGAACCCCAGUACUGUGCUGGACUCACCCCACAGCCUGCCUGUCAAGGUUCCCGGGGUCACACCCACCACCCCCCAGUUCAGCGCCCUGCGAUUCCUCAUAGUCACUCAGAAGGCAGCGUUCAGCUGCAUCUGCAGCCUGUGGAACAGAAAGCCCCUUAAAGUGUACGGGGGCCGCAUGGCUGAGUCCAUGUUAGCGAUACUGUGCCACAUCCUGAGAGGAGAACCUGUCAUCCAGGAGCGCCUGGCCAAGGAGAGGGAGGGCACGGCCCGUCCAGAGGAGGAGGGAGGUCUUGGGGCCUCUACGCUGCCUGUAGGCCCCAGCUCUGGAGGUGCAGGUGGAGCAGCAGUGGCCCCUGGAGCAGCAGUAAAUGCAGGAGAGGGCCCUGCCGGGUCAGUUCCAGGACCAGCCAUUGGAAGCAGUACAGCACCACCUGCACCAGGGGGUGCAGCAGAGGACUCCACUAACACUACUCCCAGGAGAGAGCCACCAGUUAACCAGGCUCAGCUACAGCAGGCUCAGGGAGGAAGCAGGGAGAGGCAGCCAAAUGUCAACCAGCAGCAGCUACAGCAGCUGAUGGACAUGGGUUUCUCCAGAGAGCAUGCCAUGGAGGCCCUGGUGAACACCAGCACCAUGGAGCAGGCCACAGAGUACCUGCUCACACACCCUCCUCCUCUACUCAGCGGAGCCGUCAGGGACAUGACCAUGUCAGAGGAGGACCAGAUGAUGAGAGCCAUCGCCAUGUCUCUGGGACAAGAGGUCAGCAUGGAACAGCGCUCUGAUUCGCCCGAGGAGGCGGCGCGUCAUCGCGAGGAGGACGACAGGAGAGCCAGGGAGCGUACGGAGGAGGAGGAGGCUCGCUGCCUGGAGAGGUUCCUGGAGGCCGAGCCCCUGGACAGUACGGAGCUCCACGCCUUCACUGACUCCAUGCUGCCCGGCUGCUUCCACCUGCUGGACGAGCUGCCAGACACCGUCUAUCGCCUCUGUGACUUGCUCAUGACCGCCAUCAAGAGGAGUGGUCCCGAGUACAGGGACCUCAUCCUUCGACAGGUGGUCAACCAGGUGUGGGAGGCAGCAGACGUGCUCAUCAAGGCAGCAAUACCCCUGACCACCAGUGACACCAAGACUGUGUCYGAGUGGACCAGACAGAUGGCUACCCUGCCCCAGGCCUCCAACCUGGCAACACGCAUCCUGCUGCUCACACUGCUCUUUGAGGAGUUGAAGCUGUCAUGUGCUAGGGUGGUGGAGAACAGUGGGAUCCUCAAUGUGCUCAUCAAGCUGCUAGAAGUAGUGCAGCCCUGUCUGCAGGCUGCCAAGGAGCAGAAGGACAUCCAGACGCCCAAGUGGAUCACUCCAGUGCUGCUGAUCAUUGACUUCUAUGAGAAAAUGGCUGUUUCAUCCAAACGCAGAGCGCAGAUGAACAAGUACCUGCAGCCCAAUGGUAAUAACUGGCGUUGGUUUGACGACCGGUCGGGGCGCUGGUGCAGCUACUCUGCCUCUAACAACGGCACUAUAGACUCAGCCUGGAGGGCCGGGGAGAGCAGCGUCCGAUUCACCGCAGGACGCAGGAGAUACACCGUACAGUUCAACACCAUGGUCCAGGUGAAUGAGGAGACUGGUAACCGUCGUCCGGUGAUGCUGACGGUUCAGAGAGUGCCUCGCGUUCCUAAACCUGCCAAAACUGGCAGCAUGACGGACUCUGAGAGGGAGGAGGGGGACAAGGGCAAGGCAGAGGAGACGCAGACAGACCCAGACUCUGCACCAGUAGCCGUGGAGAUGAGUGCUCCUAAAGAUGACAACACUUCCCCUCAACUAAAGGAGUCCUUCUCUGGUCCCUCUGCUCCUGCUGCCCCCCCUCCCGCAGCCCCCCUGGACCCCACGUCUGAACGCACCGGGGCAGGAGGAGCCAUCGUUGUGCAGGGCCUGACAGAGGACAUGACCACGGUGCUCAUCAGAGCCUGUGUAUCCAUGAUAAGUGUCCCCGUGGACCCAGACACCCUCCACGCCACACUAAGGCUGUGCCUGCGCCUGACGAGAACCCACCACUACGCCAUGAUGUUUGCUGAGCUGAAGAGUACCAGGAUGAUCUUGGGGCUGACGCAGGGGUCGGGGUUCAACGGCUUCACGCCGCUCGUCACCCUGCUAUUCAGACACAUCAUUGAGGACCCCGCCACUCUACGCCACACCAUGGAGAAGGUGGUGCGGUCAGCAGUGACCAGUGGGGCGGGCAGCACCACGUCAGGUGUGGUAUCAGGCUCUCUGGGCUCCAGAGAGAUUAACUACAUCCUGCGCGUUCUGGGCCCGGCCGCCUGCCGGAACCCAGACUGCUUCGCAGACACGGCCAACAGCUGCGUCCGGAUCGCCCUACCUGCACCCCGCGGAGCUGGUACGGCGUCAGAUGAUGAGUUUGAGAACCUGCGUAUCAAGGGGCCCAACGCGGUGCAGCUGGUGAAGACCACCCCCCUCAAGCUGUCUCCGCUGCCCCCCAUCCCUGACACCAUCAAAGAGGUCAUCUAUGACAUGCUCAACGCCCUGGCCGCCUACCACGCACCUGAAGAGGCUGAGCGUCCAGAGGAGCCUGCUGUGGYGGUGCCCGGGGGGCAGGACCUGUGUCAGAUCCUCCAGGACGAUGAUGUCUACCAGCAGUACAGACUCACCAGACAGGGCAGUGACUUCGACUCACAGUCCGCUUUCCACAUCAACGCCCAGGUGUUUACUGCUGAUGGUGCUGUGGCUGACUCCUCUCAGUCUGGCACGCCCCAGGGAGAAGGUGAGGCACUCCCUCCCUGCUCUUCACCUCCAGCCUCUACUGCCUCUACUCCAGAGGAGAUGCGUGAGGAGAAGAAGGAGGUGGAGGGUGAGAACGGAGCCAGCUCAGAGGAGGGUAAGGGGGCCAAGGCUAAGGCCUCCAAGCCCCUGAUGCCCACCUCCACCAUCCUGCGUCUCCUGGCAGAGCUGGUCAGGUCCUAYGUGGGCAUCGCCACCCUCAUAGCAUCCUACUGCUACACGGCCGGACAGUCUGAGCUCAUCAAGGAGGUGGGUUGGUUCGCCUGGACAAAACUUAAAUUUUUCGAAGUCUAUUUGAUCCUGGUGCUCAAUGGAGAGUAUUCAUUGAAAGUGCUUAUCAGUCCAGUUAUGGGCAUAAUUUGGGUCUGGGAAACCAUUGACUUGUAUAUCUUUGUUCUAUUCCAGGUGAAUGAGGAGACUGGUAACCGUCGUCCGGUGAUGCUGACGGUUCAGAGAGUGCCUCGCGUUCCUAAACCUGCCAAAACUGGCAGCAUGACGGACUCUGAGAGGGAGGAGGGGGACAAGGGCAAGGCAGAGGAGACGCAGACAGACCCAGACUCUGCACCAGUAGCCGUGGAGAUGAGUGCUCCUAAAGAUGACAACACUUCCCCUCAACUAAAGGAGUCCUUCUCUGGUCCCUCUGCUCCUGCUGCCCCCCCUCCCGCAGCCCCCCUGGACCCCACGUCUGAACGCACCGGGGCAGGAGGAGCCAUCGUUGUGCAGGGCCUGACAGAGGACAUGACCACGGUGCUCAUCAGAGCCUGUGUAUCCAUGAUAAGUGUCCCCGUGGACCCAGACACCCUCCACGCCACACUAAGGCUGUGCCUGCGCCUGACGAGAACCCACCACUACGCCAUGAUGUUUGCUGAGCUGAAGAGUACCAGGAUGAUCUUGGGGCUGACGCAGGGGUCGGGGUUCAACGGCUUCACGCCGCUCGUCACCCUGCUAUUCAGACACAUCAUUGAGGACCCCGCCACUCUACGCCACACCAUGGAGAAGGUGGUGCGGUCAGCAGUGACCAGUGGGGCGGGCAGCACCACGUCAGGUGUGGUAUCAGGCUCUCUGGGCUCCAGAGAGAUUAACUACAUCCUGCGCGUUCUGGGCCCGGCCGCCUGCCGGAACCCAGACUGCUUCGCAGACACGGCCAACAGCUGCGUCCGGAUCGCCCUACCUGCACCCCGCGGAGCUGGUACGGCGUCAGAUGAUGAGUUUGAGAACCUGCGUAUCAAGGGGCCCAACGCGGUGCAGCUGGUGAAGACCACCCCCCUCAAGCUGUCUCCGCUGCCCCCCAUCCCUGACACCAUCAAAGAGGUCAUCUAUGACAUGCUCAACGCCCUGGCCGCCUACCACGCACCUGAAGAGGCUGAGCGUCCAGAGGAGCCUGCUGUGGYGGUGCCCGGGGGGCAGGACCUGUGUCAGAUCCUCCAGGACGAUGAUGUCUACCAGCAGUACAGACUCACCAGACAGGGCAGUGACUUCGACUCACAGUCCGCUUUCCACAUCAACGCCCAGGUGUUUACUGCUGAUGGUGCUGUGGCUGACUCCUCUCAGUCUGGCACGCCCCAGGGAGAAGCCUCUACUCCAGAGGAGAUGCGUGAGGAGAAGAAGGAGGUGGAGGGUGAGAACGGAGCCAGCUCAGAGGAGGGUAAGGGGGCCAAGGCUAAGGCCUCCAAGCCCCUGAUGCCCACCUCCACCAUCCUGCGUCUCCUGGCAGAGCUGGUCAGGUCCUAYGUGGGCAUCGCCACCCUCAUAGCAUCCUACUGCUACACGGCCGGACAGUCUGAGCUCAUCAAGGAGGACUGUAGUGUCUUAGCCUUCGUGCUGGACCACCUGCUGCCCCACACCCAGAGCUCUGAGGAUAAGGACACCCCUGCCCUGGCACGUCUGUUCCUGGCCAGCUUGGCAGCCGCCGGCACAGGCACCGACGCGCAGGUGGCUCUGGUCAACGAGGUGAAGGCCGCACUCAGCCGGGCGCUGGCCAUGGCAGAGGGCACGGAGAAACACGCCAGGCUCCAGGCAGUGAUGUGUAUCAUCAGCACCAUCAUGGAGUCGUGUCCGUCCACCUCUAGCUUCUACAGCACGGCAGCAGCCAAGACGCAGCACAACGGCAUGAACAACAUCAUACGUCUCUUCCUCAAGAAGGGACUGGUUAACGACCUGGCUAGAGUACCACACAGCCUCGACCUGUCCAGCCCUAACAUGGCCAACACGGUGAAUGCAGCUCUGAAACCCCUGGAGACUCUGUCCCGUAUCGUCAACCAGCCCAGCAGCCUGUUUGGGAAAGGGGGAUCCAGCAAGAACAAGGCUGAGCACGACACUGUGGGAGCCGCCAGGGACUCAAACAGCACCACACAAGGUACCACAGGUGACUCGGUUGAGGGGACUCUGGUCGAGGGCAGUCACAGGGUCCAAGGGACAGACAGUGACCUGAUGGAYGGAGAGACGGAGGGAGACACAGURGUCAUCGCUGGACAGCCGGAGGUGCUCAGCACCACAGCCAUGCAGGUAGAGAACGAGCUGGUGGAUCUGAUAGACGAGCUGUUGGAGAGAGAUGCCGGUGCCGUCAACAGCUCCAUUAUCGUGGGACGUGGUAGCGGUGAGGACGAAUCACAAGAGGACGURUUGAUGGAUGAGGCGCCAUCCAAUAUCAGUCAGGCGUCUACUCUACAGACCAACAGAGAAGACUCUAUGAACAUCCUGGAGCCUGAGGAUGAGGAGCACACGCAGGAGGAAGACUCCAGCGGCAGCAAUGAUGAUGAAGACAGCCAAGAUGAAGAGGAGGAGGAAGAAGAGGAAGAGGAGGAGGACCAGGAUGAUGAAGAAGGUGAUGAGGAUGAUGAUGAUGAAGGGUCRGAGAUGGAGCUGGAUGAAGAUUUCCCAGACAUCAACGCUGCGCCACACAUUCGCUUCGAGAGGUUUGACCGCGAUGAUGAUCUCAUCAUCGAGUUUGACAACAUGUUCUCCACCACCGCUGACAUCCCUCCCUCCCCAGGCAACAUCCCCAGCUCCCACCCCCUGAUGGUGCGUCAUGCCGACCACGGCUCCUUAACGCUGGGCGGAGCGGGCACCAACAACCGUCUAGCGCAAGGCAUGGGUCGCAGCCAGAGAACGCUACGCCAGCUCACCGCCAACACGGGCCACACCAUACACGUCCACUACCCUGGGAACAGACAGCCCAACCCCCCACUCAUCCUGCAGAGACUGCUGGGUCCCAGUGCUGCAGCAGACAUCCUGCAGUUGUCCAGCUCUCUGCCACUGCAGUCCCGCGGCCGUGCCCGACUCCUGGUGGGCAACGAGGACGUGCACAUCAUCGCCCGAUCUGACGACGAGCUACUGGACGACUUCUUCCAUGAGCAGAGCAGCACCGGAGGACAAGCAGGCACUCUGUCCAGUAUCCCCACUGCCUUAACCCGAUGGACUGAUGAGUGUAAAGUGCUGGAUGCUGAGAGCAUGCACGACUGUGUCGCAGUGGUGAAGGUUCCUAUCCUGCAGCACCUGGAGACUCUGAGAGACGAGGAGCUGGAGGAGAGGAGGGAAAAGAGACGGAGACAGCUGGCUGAGGAAGAGGAGGCUAAGCAGAACGACAGAAGAACAGGGGGAGAGGAGGCCAGGGAACAGAGUCUACAGGGCUCAGGACUGGGGACGGUCAACGGUGCUGCUGGAGAGACCACUGCUGAAGGUGAGCCCCAGGGCAGUGGGGUGUCCUGUCUGGAUCCCCCCAGGGUCUCAGAAGGCUUCCUCACCGCGCCCCCUUCAGGAGAGGUCACCCCCACCACCCCAGCCCCCCACGAACAGGCCCUGGUCUCCCUGGAGACYGCCAUCAGCCAGCAGGUCCACCAGCCAAUCGCAGAUCUGCUCCUGGCCGAGUCGCAUGCCAAUUCGCUGGUCACACUAGCGGGGGCGGGUCUUCCUGACCUGACGGCUUCAUCCGAUAGGCUGAACUGUGAAGCUGAGGCAUCCCAGAUGGAAAUGUCCCCGGCGCCCCCUAUUGCCUCCCUGAGUCCAGACAUCGUGGARACCUCUGAGCCUGCAGCGGUGGGCGUGUCACAAUUGGAAGGGUCUCCCAUGGAUACCAGUAGCCCCGUCUCUGCCACGCAGGAAGAGCCCAACCCUGCCCAGGCUGUCCAUCUGUCUCAGGAGCUGUCUGGGAGUGGAGACAGCGGGGUGACGGACACGCACACAGACGCAGAGACCGGCUCCACCACUGUCUCCACCCCUGGAGAGACCAUGCCCCUGAGUGACCGUGCCAACAGCCAAUCCCAGGCCAUCCAGGAAGAGCCACUCCCAUCCACCAGCAAUGAGGAUGAGGACCCACUGGCAGGCAUCAGUCUACCAGAGGGUGUUGACCCGUCCUUCUUGGCAGCUCUCCCAGAGGACAUCCGUCGUGAGGUGCUCCAGAACCAGCUGGGUAUUCGACCCCCGGCGCGCCCCCCUGCCUCCUCCACCCUCCCCUCCACCACCACCCCAGUACUAGGAGGAGGACCCGGGGUCACGGAGGUCAGCCCUGAGUUCCUGGCUGCCCUGCCACCUGCCAUACAGGAAGAGGUGCUGGCGCAGCAGAGGGCAGAGCAGCAGCGUAGAGAGCUGUCCCAGCAGCCCACGCAGGGCGACACUCCCCUGGACCCUGUCACCUUCAUCCAGACCCUCCCMUCGGAGCUGCGUCGCUCCGUCCUGGAAGAUAUGGAGGACAGCGUGCUGGCAGUGAUGCCCCCGGACAUCGCCGCCGAGGCAGCCGCGCUGCGCCGCGAGCAGGAGGCUCGUCAGAGACAGCUGAUGCACGAGAGGCUAUUUGGCCAUAGUUCCAGCUCGGCCUUGUCGGCCAUCUUGAGGUCGCCUGCGUUUACUAGCCGCCUGGGGGGAAACCGAGGAGUACAGUACACCCGCCUAGCCGUGCAGAGAGGAGGGACCUUCCAGAUGGGAGGAGGGGCCAACCACAGCAGGCCGUCCAGUUCCAGUGUGGACUCUCUGCUGCGUCUGCGCGGUCGUCUGCUCCUGGACCACGAGGCCUUGUCCUGUCUCCUGGUCCUCCUCUUCGUAGACGAACCCAAACUCAACACCAGCCGUCUGCACCGCGUGCUCCGCAACCUGUGCUACCACUCCCAGACGCGUGGCUGGGUCAUCCGCAGUCUCCUCUCCAUCCUGCAGCGGAGCAGCGAGAGUGAGGUGUGUGUCGAGACCACCCGCCUGGAAGACGCCAGAGGCAAGCGGACCGCCGGCGGUCAGGGAGGUYACGGAGGGAGUAAAGGAUCUACGACCACAGCUACCGCUGCCUCCUCCCUCUCCUCCUCUUCCUCCUCCUCUCUGGAGUUGAUCAACAGGGUGGAGUCUCGUAGCUCCUCCCAGCUCUCUUGGCUGUCCGUUUCCAUGGACGCGGCUCUAGGCUGCCGCACAAACAUUUUCCAGAUCCAACGGGCGUCGGGGCGGAAGCACGCCGACCGGCACUCUGCUGGGGGGRCGUCAGGAGGGCCCGGGGGGACCCUGGGAGGAGGGGUACAGGGGGUUACAGCUGGGGUGACGUGUCCAGGGGGAGGAGGGUCGACUGUACACAUCCACCCCCAAGCCGCCCCUGUGGUCUGUCGACACGUACUGGAUACUCUUAUCCAACUGGCCAAGGUGUUCCCCAGUCACUUCACCCAGCAGCGCUGUAAGGACCUGCUCUCCUCCUCCACCUCUGAUCUGGACUCCCGUCUGUGUGCUGCUGCCUCCAUCGUUACUGGAACAGCAGGAGGAGGCUCUAGAUCUACCCAGACUAAUACCUGCUCCACUCCCUCCUCAGCCCAGAACUCCCUGGGCGGGGGUGCCUGUGGAACGGCCAUCACCCCCCAGUCCCUGGGCAUCUCCACCGACUUCUGGGACCUGCUGGUGAAACUGGACAACAUGAAUGUGUCRAGGAAAGGCAAGGCCUCCAUGAAGACUGUUCCCCUAGGGGCAGGAGGGGAGGCCGAGGGGGCUCAGUACAGCCUGGAGGCCUCUCCGCUGGGCCAGCUGAUGAAUAUGCUGUCCCACCCAGUGAUACGACGCUCCUCCCUGCUCACCGAGAAGCUGCUGCGUCUCCUGUCCCUCAUCUCCAUCGCCUUGCCUGAUAAUAAGGCUACUGAAGUCCCAGCUGGACACCAGACGCCGCAGUCUACCACCGCCGGAGCUGGCAAUCCCGCCACUGCCACCAGUGCAGCAGCAACAGCCGGUGCUCCGGGCUCUGUCUCAGCCUCUGCUCAGGGGAUCACUGUAGGGGUGGUAGUUCCAGCUCAGGGUUCAUCUUCCACAGCUAUAGUGUCCAUACCCACUUCUACUGGAGCCAGCGCAACCGGGAAGCAUCGAGCGACCGUGCUCUGUAUUGAAAGUGACACCAAGCUUGCCUCCACUGGACUCACUGAGAAACAACUGCAGCUCUCUGUCGAGGUGCUGACCAGUCACUCGUGUUCAGAGGAGGGUCUGGAGGAUGCAGCYAACAUCCUGCUCCAGCUGUCCAGAGGAGACGGAACCACUAGAGACACCGUACUGCGUCUGCUGCUGAGUGGAGCUAGACACCUGGGAUACACACUCUGCAAACAGAUUGGCACGUUAUUGGCCGAGCUGCGGGAGUACAACCUGGAGCAGCAAAGGAGAGCCCGGGCUGACGCCCAGUCACCUGACGCCCCUGCCGAGGACACCUCCAUCUCCGCCAGGCUGAAGGCCGGCAAGCUCUCUAGCAGGUUCGACGGCUCUGAGAGCGUGGUGAUCGUGGCAGCCCAGAAGCGUACGCUGGGUGGGCGGGAGCUGCAGCUGCCCUGCAUGUCUUCCCUGACCUCCAAGACGUCCACCCAGAAGUUCUUCCUGCGGGUCCUGCAGGUCAUCAUCCAGCUCCGGGAGGACACGCGCCGCGCCAACAAGAAGGCCAAGCAGACCGGACGACUUGGCUCUACCAGUCUGGGCUCCGCCAGCAGCAUCCAGGCGGCGGUCCGUCAGCUAGAAGCCGAGGCUGAUGCCAUCAUUCAGAUGGUGAGAGAGGGGCAGCGAGCACGCCGUCUGCAGCAGGCCCCCCCGCCCUCCGCCUCUGUCGCUGCUGUCACCACCUCCGGAUCCUCUGUGGCCGCCCCUCAUGCCCCCGCUGCUGCCCCCGGCACGGCGAGCGCUGCCACGUCAGAGGUGGGGUCAGUCUCUGAGCCCCAGGCAGUUCAGAGGGAUGAUUCUCCCAUGGAUGUAGACCAGCCCUCUCCACUGGAGCAGGACCCUGCACCCCUGGAUGAAGAAGGCAACAGCCAAUCAGAGACAGAGGAGCGUCUCCCGGACCUUCCCCUGCUGAGCGAGCAGCUGCUAUUGGACGAGUUGUGGGACAUGCUCGGGGAGUGCCUGAAGGAACUGGAGGAGUCACAUGAUCAACACGCUGUUCUGGUCCUUCAGCCAGCGGUAGAGGCCUUCUUCCUGGUCCAUGCCACAGAGAGGGAGAGCAAGCCCCCUGUCAGAGACACCAGGGAGAGCCAGCUGUCCCACAUCAAAGAUGAGCCUCCCCCCCUGUCCCCCGCACCCCUCACUCCCGCCACCCCCUCCUCUCUGGACCCGUUCUUCUCCAGAGAACCCUCCUCCAUGCACAUCUCCUCCAACCUGCCUCCCGACACACAGAAGUUCCUCCGCUUCGCUGAGACUCACCGUACAGUGCUAAACCAGAUUCUGCGCCAGUCCACCACCCACCUGGCCGACGGACCCUUCGCUGUGCUGGUUGACUACAUCCGUAUCCUCGAUUUUGACGUCAAGAGAAAGUACUUCCGUCAGGAGCUGGAGCGUCUGGACGAGGGUCUGAGGAAGGAGGAUAUGGCUGUCCACGUCAGGAGAGAUCACGUGUUUGAAGACUCCUACAGAGAGCUGCACCGCAAGAGUCCCGAGGACAUGAAGAACAGGCUGUACAUAGUGUUUGAAGGAGAGGAGGGUCAGGAUGCCGGAGGUCUGCUGAGAGAGUGGUACAUGAUCAUCUCCAGGGAGAUGUUUAACGCCAUGUACGCCCUGUUCCGCACCUCGCCCGGCGACAGGGUCACCUACACCAUUAACCCCUCCUCGCACUGCAACCCAAACCACCUCAGCUACUUCAAGUUCGUAGGUCGCGUGGUGGCCAAGGCCGUCUACGACAACCGACUGCUGGAGUGCUACUUCACACGCAGCUUCUACAAGCACAUCCUGGGCAAGAGUGUCAGGUACACAGACAUGGAGAGUGAGAUUACCCGUUUCCAGGGUUGUCUACUGCUGGAGAAUAAUGUCUGUACUCUGGGCUAUGAGCUGACAUUCAGCACUGAGGUAGUCCUUUCCGUUUUUGGUGUGUGUGAGGUACGUGACCUGAAGCCUAACGAGGCACUCAUUGUCACUGAGGAGAACAAGAAGGAGUACGUCCACCUGGUGUGUCAGAUGAAGAUGACUGCAGCUGUCUGCCUACUGGAGGGUUUCUACGAGAUCAUCCAGAGGCUGAUCUCCAUUCUCACAGAGCAAGGAGCUGGAGCUGCCUGGAUAUCUGGCCUGCCCACUAUAGAUAUAGACGACCUCAAAGGCAACACAGAGUACAACAAGUACCAGUCCAGCUCCAUACAGAUCCAGUGGUUCUGGCGGGCCCUGCGUUCCUUCGACCAGGCGGACAGAGCCAAGUUCCUGCAGUUUGUGACGGGCACGUCCAAGGUUCCUCUGCAGGGCUUCGCAGCGCUGGAGGGCAUGAACGGAAUACAGAAGUUCCAGAUCCACCGUGACGACCGCUCCACCGACCGCCUACCGUCAGCUCACACCUGCUUCAACCAGCUGGACCUCCCAGCCUACGAGAGCUAUGAGAAGCUGAGGCACAUGCUGCUGCUGGCCAUUCAGGAAUGCUCCGAAGGAUUCGGACUGGCUUAGACCUACCCACACGGAGACUCAACACACACACACACACACACACACACACACACAAUUUAGACUUGCAUACUCUGACUGAUUCAAGCUGAUGACACACACACACACUCGCACUAUCAUAGAUAUUACUGGAUGACUGGAAAAAUGGCCUCUAGACAUACAACUGGUUCCUAAUCCAUAUAAAGAAACAGACGGACCAGCAGAGCGGUAUGAUUAACUGACUGACUGAUAUUACCUACUACACACAGAGCCUCAUGUCAAUAGACACAGACCUGUGCCUGGUAUGUCUCCCUUCCACAUUAGAAUGGCAGAAACCUGAGAGGGUGUAUUGAGGAUAAGAACCUGGACUAAUAUAAGACAUUUUCUCCAUUUAGUUUGAUUUCUCUGUACAAAAGGUUUGGGAGUUUAUUUUUCUUUGUUCUUCUCUGGCUGUGUAAAAAAAAAAAGGAGAAGGUUGUUUGUGUGUGAGAACAGGAUGGUUAUAAAACCUUUGGGGGAAAAAAUGUUGGCUGUUUCUUUUUUGCGAAUUUGUGACCUCAUAAGCCUUGAAGGGGGGUGACAUUUUUAUGGGGAAGAAGGAGAAAGAGAGAAAAAAAGAAGUUUUGAAGAAAUUCAAAGAAAUGCACUUUUCAAAGUUUUGUGGCAUUUAAGGAAGGAAAACAAAUGAUGAGAACAAGAAAGGAAAGGAGAUGAUGAAAUUAACCACAAAUUCUAGAGUAUUUUUGGCUAUUAAAUCGCUGACCCCGCCUUGAGCUUUUGAAUCAGAGUGAAAUAACUACGUGAAUAAAUGCAUAAAAUGGAGUCCCAUUUGUCUCUUAACAUUAUUAUAUAUUGAAACCUAUAUCACCCUUCAUCUGAAACAAGCUAUAGCCAAUCAUACUUCAUCUGAAACUAAAUGUAGCCAAUCAAACUUAAUCUGAAACAAAAUAUAGCCAAUCAUACUUCAUCUGAAACAAAAUGUAGCCAAUCAUACUUCAUCUGAAACAAGCUAUAGCCAAUCAUACUUCAUCUGAAACAAAAUAUAGCCAAUCAUACUUCAUCUGAAACAAUAUAUAGCCAAUCAUACUUCAUUUGAAACAAACUAUAGCCAAUCAUACUAGACCUUAAUUAUAAAAAAUAUGUACUGUUAUAAUAGUGUGCUAUUGCACUAAUGCAAAUGAUUUGAAACAAUUGUUUAAUUUUGUGGAGGACCUCUUCCCUGAAGAUUGUGUGCUCGUCCUUAUGGUCAUUUUGAGUUGUCCUUGAGCUUUCCCUGGCAGAGCAAAUUAAAACCAGUCAUAGUGAACACCUCUCCGAAGAGCCUGGAUGGGUCACAGCGUGGGACCAAUCAGAAUCUACCAUCACAAGGUCACUCAAGUCCGCACUGCCCAUCAGCAGAGAGAAUCUUAAUGAACACGUGUAACAGAAUUCCAUGCAACAUUU
This is a messenger RNA of Salvelinus sp. IW2-2015, 16969 nucleotides long. NCBI's taxonomy places the organism in Eukaryota, Metazoa, Chordata, Actinopteri, Salmoniformes, Salmonidae. The record is from RefSeq and is a predicted model, not a curated record.